AAGACGAAGGCGGGAUUCGGUCUGGUAGACUAGAUGGAUCUCAGGACAAGGGGAUUGUUCAUGAUGAAGAGAGCAGCUGUUGUCUGUAUCCCUGAGCAGCUGGAGGUUGCAUGUGCUUGCCAUGACUAGAGAGACCCAAGUCAUGUGAUUCUGAGUGCUAACCAUCACUAGACAGAACCGAGUCAUGGCCACUAGGAGGAUGCUUCUGUUUCAUACAGCGUUAUGUUGCCAGCGGAAAGCCGCUGUUGACUAUCCAAAGGGAGUCCUUUUCAGUUUGAAGUUUGACAUUGUUUUAGUUGAGCCAAACUAUUCACCCAAACUUUUCACUCGAACAUUUGGCACCCAACAGAAAACGUUCUGGAGUACUUGCUUGGUUUUAAUGAUCUGCCAGUUGUGAUUGUAGUUUAGCGUUAUGUAUUCUAAAGUAUAUUUUGAUUUAGAGAUGAGUACAUCCUCAGUUAUUCAGUGUAAAUUAUCUUUAUCUUUUCUCUUUCUUUUUUUUAUGAUAACUACACAGAAACAAAGCUAUGGUGGUAAAAUCAAUACUUUAUGCAACUCCUAUCCUUAUUGGAAGCUGACAGGUGUUAUCUGAUUGGCUGAUGUAAGUGUUAGUAGUUUGUUUAAUGAAAAAACGUAUAAAAUGUUCAUAUGAAUAUGAGAAUUAUGAAUGUUCAUCCAUGCAGUACAAAAACCGCAAUGAACCGCAAUGCUUGUGGUGGUCUGUUUCUGUUUCAGACACUUGAAUUUCAACAUCUGCGGUGACGACUUUGAGACCAAAACGAUCCACAGAAACAAAACCCCUCGGGACCCAAUGUCCCACCGUAUCAUAGAGAAACGGAGGCGAGAUCGGAUGAACAACUGUUUAGCCGAUCUCAGCCGACUCAUCCCUGCAAGUUAUAUGAAACAAGGUCAAGGUCGUAUCGAGAAGACCGAGAUUAUUGAAAUGGCAAUUACACUGAUCAAUACACUCACAGAGAAGUUGGAGAAAGCUGAAACGUCGACAGCGCUUCCCACCCAGUCUCAAUCACUGAACCAUUGCUGUGUGUCGCAGUUGUCGCUGGGUUAUCAGGAAUGUAAGGACGAGGUGAUGCGGUACCUCGUGGAGAGCGAAGGAAUGUGUGCGAGUGACAGUUUCUGUGACCGGGUCAUGGGUCACCUUACAGUUGCCGGGGAGAAACUUCUCACAUCAGUGUCAAGAAUUCCAGCGGAUGAAAAACCUGAGAUUAAGACGUCUGACAUUCGGAGUAACUUCCCCGAGGGUCUCUUCAACCAGCAAGGUUCUGGCCAGUCCAACCACUCUGAUCUACAGUUACGUAAUCUCCUUACCAACAAUGAGCGAAUAAUAGAUUCAGAUGACGGACACCGAAACAACCGGUCAGACGCCUGUUCCCAUCUCAGUCUGUCAUCCUUAACGAAGCCAUACUCCCGAGCUGAAGGGCACUACUCCACGAAUUCCAGUGACGGGACUUCUUUCACAGAAUUCUUACGACCGGACUCCGAGAAGGGCAGUUCGGGCAGUGGAGGGGGAGGACAAGGCAGCAUAUACAAGUUCAAACACAACAUUACACAAAGAUUCUCUCAGGAGAAGCAUGUGAGCCAUCCGAGUGACACAAGCAGCACCUGUAGCAGUUCCAGGGAAGAUGCUGGCAAACUGCAGAGGAGGAAGAUCUCCAAAGGAAAGACACGAAGCCAAGGAUCACGCAUUUCUCCCUACCCUAGCUCUAGCGAACUGAGUUCAGGAAACACCUCCAACGGUACAAGCUCCUACCAUGGAGAUGUGUCUGCUGUCAGAAGUGACUCUAGCAACACUCCACCUGACCAAAGUCUGAAUGUGCAGUCUUCAUCAAACGUUCCUCUCCCCGGGUUCGUUCUACAUCCAGCUGGGACCCACUAUUUCCCGAUAUCGAUCCACCCAACCAGUAUCCCAGAGUGCUUCCGAAAGUCCAAGUUGUCAGGAGGAAUGGGUCUGUUCCAUCCCAUAUCUAUCCCUGUUCAGUUUUUCGGACCUUAUAUAGCCAUGGGUGAUGAUCAUAGCAUAGACAACUCAAUUCAGUCGGGAAGUUCGUGGGAACCAACUCAACUUCCUUUAACAUACGCAAAAGUCCCUGGACAUGUCAAUGGAAAUAGUGUAUUGUGAUUUUAUGCAUAAGGAACUUGUGUGUGAAAAGACUUUGUAAAUAUAAGACAAGACUAGGUUUCUGUUUCAUCAUCAACAUUGUAACCCGAGAUAUUCAGGGAACAGCAGCAUCUCGUCCUGCAUUCCCAGCAUGCAUUGCAACUGAUCAUGUAACGUCAUUGGAACAGAUGUAAAAGGAGGUCUCCAUGUUUCUUAGCAGUACUGAUCAUGGCGGGUCAGCAAA
Messenger RNA from Haliotis rubra (blacklip abalone), 2360 nucleotides. Its product is annotated as transcription factor cwo-like. The coding region runs from base 707 to 2137 and encodes 476 amino acids. Gene Ontology annotation, biological process: regulation of neurogenesis; regulation of transcription by RNA polymerase II; regulation of circadian rhythm. Gene Ontology annotation, molecular function: protein dimerization activity; DNA-binding transcription factor activity, RNA polymerase II-specific; RNA polymerase II cis-regulatory region sequence-specific DNA binding. Lineage: Eukaryota; Metazoa; Mollusca; Gastropoda; Lepetellida; Haliotidae. The record is from RefSeq and is a predicted model, not a curated record. The transcript is spliced from 7 exons. Gene Ontology annotation, cellular component: nucleus.